Aphis gossypii (cotton aphid) is the source of this 1957-nucleotide messenger RNA. RefSeq lists its product as uncharacterized. The transcript is spliced from 7 exons. NCBI's taxonomy places the organism in Eukaryota, Metazoa, Arthropoda, Insecta, Hemiptera, Aphididae. Gene Ontology annotation, cellular component: plasma membrane; extracellular exosome; Golgi apparatus. The record is from RefSeq and is a predicted model, not a curated record. Gene Ontology annotation, biological process: negative regulation of amyloid precursor protein biosynthetic process. Gene Ontology annotation, molecular function: amyloid-beta binding. Bases 202 to 1146 code for a protein of 314 amino acids.
CGAGUGCAGCGGCGCGCUGAGUCGUCGUCAGACGGUGUUUAACCUUUGUCGUCGUCGAUCGUUGAGUAAUCCGUGUCUCUAUCUCUGUCUCUCGUGCCACAGUCCAUAGCGCGCUUCCACUCGAGAAUUUUCACAUACGAAAAAUUGAUUUUAUUUUUUUGCCGUCACAUUAUAUUAUAAUAUUUUAAACCGUCCGCCAAGAUGACCGUCAUCACCAUGCCGACCACCGAGAAGAAAUCGGACAACGUGCCGUUGGUGACCAACAUCGAGAUCGACCCUUCCGCUCAGGAAAAAGAUCUAGAAACUGGAAAUGGUGCACAUAAUCGUCCGGUCAGAUCUAAAUUUUUGGUGCUCAGAGUCAUUAAUGAUCGCGUUUAUUCUAUGUGGGCAUUAAUCUAUGUAUUACUCAUGUCAUUAGUAAUUACAUUCAUGAUGCUUUACGGAGAACAUAUUUAUAGAGCUAUUGGAAAUGCUUUUAACGAUGAGAAUGAUGCUUUCUAUGGAACUGGCACUAUUGCUUUAAAUGAUAAGUUAUCUCUUCCCAUGCAAGACAUAAACAAUGAUUACGAUAAUCAAUUAAAAAAUGAUUUGGAGUUCAAGAAACUUGAGAACUUUGCUUUGAACAUGGAAAAAAUGAACAGCCAAAUGAUGAACCCUGAAGAUGUCAUUUCUGAAUUUAAAGAAGAUUUUGAACUUGAUCUUAAGGAAGAUAGUUAUGAAAAAAUUCUUCCAAUUCUACCACUUGCUAACUCUGCUCGUUUUAUUCAUGAUUUCAGCGCGAACGUCACUGGUAUUGUAGAUAUUGAUGGUAAGCGUUGUUUCAUUAUGCCAUUAAACCGCAGUGCAGUAUUGCCACCAAAAUCCUUGUACGAUUUGUUGUUUAAAAUGUCAAGUGGUUAUUAUGCCGUUGAUACCAGUAAUGUGAUGCACAAUAUGCGUGUAGUGAAACCAGCUAUUCAGGAUCUCACAGAAUACGGCAUUUAUAUUGCUAAAGAUUGUGCCGGUUUUCCAACUUAUAAACUGGAAAAAAUCGUUUCGGGAGUGUUUAAGAGGAGUGUUUCGAACCACGCGAAAACUUUUUCGGCGUUUUCGGGACAGAUGGACUCGUUCAACAUAAUCAACUACGAAGAAAUUGAUAUGCAGUAAAACAAUAUGAUCUCCCGUUUUUAUGUUUGAUAUAAUAAUAGGUUCACACACACACACACACACACACACAUACACAAUUUAUUUAUAAAUACUACCUACACAGGUAGUAACUAUUUUAUCUAUUUACGACGAUUUUGUUUAAGAUUUUAUUUUCAAAGUUUUAUGAUAUUAUAUUAUUAUAUAUUCACUCAUUAUGAUUUUCUAGUAGGCACUUAGUGCUAUAAUAGGUACAUGGUACCUACCUAUAAUCUUUUUACCCAAUAAACCCGUAUAUAUAUACCUAUAUAUAUGUAUAUUAUAUAGGUGGUAUUAUACCAUGUGAUAUGCUAUAAUACUGUAGAUUGUAAUUUAUCAUUAUUAUUAUCAACUGUUGAAUAUGGUUCGAAAAUUUCGAUUGAGUUGUUUUCUUGUCUACAAAUAUCAAACGUUAUUUUGUGAAUUUUUUUUUUGUUUUGUUUUUUUUUUAUUUUUGAAAGUUUUAUGCAAGUAUUUUUUUGUGUUGCCAAAAGUCCAUUAAAUUAUAUUGAAGCUCGAAUUAUCUACAUCAAUGAUCACAUUAUGAAACGGCUAUUUUCUAAUAAUAGAUUGAGUAUAAAUUACUAUUUUACUGUAAUAAUUUUGUAUGGUAUAAUAUUAUAAUUGAACGAUAAUAAUAUUAGCAUUACCUACUAUAAUAUAUACUUGCAUCUGUAGUCGAAUAUUGUAAAAUAGCAUAAAUUUUGGUAUCAGAGUAUUUGGAUUAAUAUACAUUAUAUUAUAUAUGUCUAUAUUUAUACACUUUAUAGAAUCUAAUAAAAUAAUAAAAAAUAUA